AUUGAAAAUUCAAUCGGACAAAAAAUAUUUUAAGCAUAUUUAUAUUCCUUGCAGGACUCGAGAGGGACCACACCACACCCUUCUUAUUUAUGGCUACUGAAACCAGAUCAUACUCAGGGAGGUGUAUUCUUAAGAACAUAACAUCAUCCUCAAGCAAAAGCAGGAGUCGACCGACACAAGCAAACGCAAAAUGGAAGAGAAGCAGAGGCAUUUUGUGUUAGUGCAUGGAGCCGGUCAUGGAGCUUGGUGUUGGUAUAAGGUGGCAGCAUUGCUGAAAUCAGCCGGUCACAAAGUUACAGCUUUAGACAUGGCUGCUUCAGGAGAAAACCCAAGGCAGGCAAAAGAUCUCCAUUCAUUCUCUGACUAUUAUGAGCCACUAAUGGAGUUUAUGAUGUCUCUGUCACCAGAAGAGAGGGUGGUUAUAGUAGGGCAUAGUAUGGGUGGUUUCAGCAUUUCUGCUGCGAUGGAAAGGUUUCCUGAAAAAAUAUCUGUUGGAGUCUUUGCUGCAGCUUUUAUGCCAGGCCUUGAUCUCAGUUCUGUCACUAUAAGAGAAGAGUUUGAUAAAUAAGUGGAUUCCUACAUUGACUCACAAUAUAUGUUUGCUGAUGGACCAAACAACUCCCGAAACUCCUUAUUGCAUGGGCCCGAAUUCUUGUCAACCAAGUUGUACAAUCUUUCUCCAGCUGAGGAUCUAAAUCUAGCAACACGGUUGGUAAGACCAAUGCCUCUGUAUAAACCAGCUGAACAAAAUAUAAUGAUCACCAAAGAGAAAUAUGGAUCUGUUCGUCGAGUUUACAUUGUUUGUGGCCAAGAUAAUAUACUAAAGGAGAGGAUUCAGAGAUGGAUGAUUGAAAAGAAUCCAGCUGAUGAGGUAAAGGUUAUAGCUGAUUCUGAUCACAUGGUCAAUGUUUGCAAAUCACCAGAACUCUGCUCUUGCCUCUUGGAGAUCGCCGGGAAAUACUUCUGAAUUCCCCUUUUAAUGGCCUGCUCAUUCUGAAUAGAAGAUAAUCAAACAUGCAUGGAGGAAACUGAGAAAGUAAUUUGAUGAUGAACAUUGUCUAAUAAUACUUUUAUCAGGUGUGUUUGCUUCAAUUUGGUACAUAUAUUAAAUCUGUGAAAAUUUAUUUAUAAUAUAUUGGACUAAGAUACCAGUUGAGAUAUUAUAUUUUUAA
Ricinus communis (castor bean) is the source of this 1172-nucleotide messenger RNA. Its product is annotated as methyl jasmonate esterase 1. Lineage: Eukaryota; Viridiplantae; Streptophyta; Magnoliopsida; Malpighiales; Euphorbiaceae. The record is from RefSeq and is a predicted model, not a curated record. Gene Ontology annotation, biological process: salicylic acid metabolic process; jasmonic acid metabolic process. Gene Ontology annotation, molecular function: methyl salicylate esterase activity; methyl jasmonate esterase activity; methyl indole-3-acetate esterase activity. The transcript is spliced from 3 exons.